AUGGCUACAACAUCUCCCCCUUACCAUCCCCGUGUCGGCGUAGCAGCCUUGAUCCGCGACUCGCAAGGCCGAUUUAUUAUGGGGAAGCGGAAAGCUAGCCACGGCGCGGGUACUUGGCAGUUCCCCGGCGGCCACUUGGAGAUGGGGGAAUCGCUACUAGAGUGCGCGGAACGCGAGACGCUAGAAGAGACGGGGCUCCGGGUUAAAGCCCUGCGUGUCGCGGCUACGACGAACUCGGUGUUCGACCCGGAGACUAAGCACUACGUCACGGUGUUUGUGGAGUGUCGGAGGGAGAACGAGGAUGAUCAACCGGAUCUCCUGGAACCGGACAAGUGCGCGAAUUGGGACUGGAUUAGUUGGGACCAGGUGCAGCAAUGGUCUGAGCAUCAUGAUGACAAUGUUACUCCGGAAUGGGCGCAGAAUAAGUGUUUCAUGCCUAUCAUAGCGCUGGUAAACGAUUAUCCGAACUUCGCUUCUUCUAAAGCAUGA
Molecule: messenger RNA, 489 nt
Organism: Daldinia childiae
Lineage: Eukaryota; Fungi; Ascomycota; Sordariomycetes; Xylariales; Hypoxylaceae
Product: Nudix hydrolase 1
Exons: 3
Coding region: 1-489 (162 amino acids)
Biological process (GO): dGTP catabolic process
Cellular component (GO): cytosol
Molecular function (GO): 8-oxo-7,8-dihydrodeoxyguanosine triphosphate pyrophosphatase activity
Source: RefSeq, a predicted model, not a curated record